CUGGAUGUCGUCGCAACUGCGGUCCCGGUACCCACUGCGAUCGCGGUCGAUCAGCGUCCCGAUUGGUGGCAGGAAGGCGAGAGCAAGCAUUACCGCGGUGAUUUUCCACUGGUAGCCACCAGUAACCCCGGUUUCUGGGACGUUCACUACGGCGGUUCCAUGAACACCGUGCUGAUCCCUUCCGGCCCGCGGUUCAACCAGCUACUGGAAUAUAACCCCAUCAAUCCUGGCGAGAUUAUCGGCGACUUGGCCGUGAGUUGGGAGUCCUACGAGGACGGCGGCGAGUUCGGGUAUAUCUUCAACCUGCACCCCGACGCCAACUUCUCCGAUGGACAGCCAGUCACCGCCGCUGACGUGGCUUUCUCCAUCGACCGAAUCACUUUGGGACAGGUCGAGGAAGGCGUCCUUCGCGCCCGCACAGGGUUCCUCAACAACUUCGUGGUGUACGGUACCGCCGAAGCAAUCGACGACAAGACCGUGAAGAUCCCUCUGCGUUUCCCGGCCGCGGGCUUCCUCCCGAACUUGGCCUCCGACUACAUGAAGGUGUACCCCAAGCAUGUGGCCGAGAACUUGACACAGGAACAGGCCAACACGGGCAAGACCCAGGCCGAAGCCCUGACCGCCAUCAACGCGGGUUCGCCCGACAGCCUGAUCGGCUUGGCUAGUACGCUCCGCCCCUGUGCUCCACACACACAGGACGUUAGGGUAUUCCUUCGAUCGCAACCCCAAUUACUUCAAAGAAGGCCGGCCGUUCUUUGA
Molecule: messenger RNA, 759 nt
Organism: Geodia barretti
Lineage: Eukaryota; Metazoa; Porifera; Demospongiae; Tetractinellida; Geodiidae
Source: the annotation of a GenBank genome assembly